AUGGCUUUAGAGGAGGUUGAAGCAACUAAUGACAUUGAUGAGUCCUAUGAAGAUAAUUUACAAGAGGAGGUUGAAGGAAACAAUGACAUUGAAAAUUUUGAAGCAGAAUCUAGAGAAAGAAAGAAAUUAAGAGUCUUAAGCAAUGAAGAACGCAUGUCUAUUUAUCAUGAGCUACUACAAAAAAGCGUUGAUGGACAAUUACGUAAAGGAGCUACAAAUGAGGUGGCUUCAUCAAAUUCGGUUCCUAUAAGAACUGUUCAACGUAUUUGGAAAAGAGCAAAAGAAAGUGAAACGCGUGAUGUCUCUCAUAGGAAGAUAAAAAAUUGUGGAUGUAAGAGAAUUUCAAUUGAUGAGAAUCAAAUUCGUGAACUUCCUUUCAGUCAAAGAACAAACAUUCGAUCUUUAGCUUUUGGGUUGAAAACCAAUCUAACAUCGGUGUUCAGGCUUAUAAAAUCAGGGCUUAUACGUGUUUCCAGUGAUUUCUGGAUUAUGCCACGUUUAGAACAUGCAGGACAAUGCCUCUUUCGUCUUUCCACGUGUCCCAAAAUGCUCCAGCACAUAACUUUCAAACUUCGAAAGUCCCGCUUCCAUUUGAAUUUCAAAUGCUUUGGUACUUCUCCGUUUUGA
Messenger RNA from Vicia faba (fava bean), 627 nucleotides. The record is from the annotation of a GenBank genome assembly. NCBI's taxonomy places the organism in Eukaryota, Viridiplantae, Streptophyta, Magnoliopsida, Fabales, Fabaceae.